This is a messenger RNA of Exaiptasia diaphana, 1627 nucleotides long. RefSeq names its product adenosine receptor A1-like. The transcript is spliced from 2 exons. Gene Ontology annotation, biological process: G protein-coupled receptor signaling pathway. Gene Ontology annotation, cellular component: membrane. Gene Ontology annotation, molecular function: G protein-coupled receptor activity. The record is from RefSeq and is a predicted model, not a curated record. NCBI's taxonomy places the organism in Eukaryota, Metazoa, Cnidaria, Anthozoa, Actiniaria, Aiptasiidae. The coding region runs from base 50 to 1285 and encodes 411 amino acids.
GAAUAUCCUGACGAUUUUUGCAUUGAGGCUGUGAAAAGAGAUUUCAGAAAUGACAAACUCAACUGACAAYCCAACCUUCCCGAACGCUACUGACCUAGUUACUCUAAACUCCACCAGUCAAAGCACUUCCAUUACUGUUAUCACAAGCACCAUACCUCCAACAACAGUUCCUCCAGCCCUYCUUCACUAUCGUUCCCAGGCUACCAUCAUMAUCCAAGUUGCUCURCUYGCAAUACUCGGUGUCGUCAUUGUGCUUGGGAACCUGGUCUCYAUCGUCACYUUCCUUAAGACCCAGUCCCUUCGCAGACGAUGUCAUUACCUGGUGAUAAGCCUUUCGUUUGCRGACUUUCUUGUUGGAAUCAACAAUUUCAUGACAAUGUAUUUUUUCCURACUGGUCCUCAGUUUAACCUGUUCAUYGUCACUUURGAGUUCAUUGAUACAUGGACUGGAACUGCUUCGAUUCUUACCCUGUCCGUCAUUGCAGUGGAACGAUUCUACGCCAUCUACUUCCCUUUUCAUCACAGRAUGCUGCGUUUCAAGUUCUACAUGGCUUGYAUWGCGUUCCCUUGGGUUGAAGCCACGAUCAUCGCAUCUCUCUACUUUAUUUAUUACUUUGCAGAGAACGCGAUUGUGUAUCAAGUUUACACAUACCAUUUGUUCAUAGUCGCUUCCCUCGCUUUGGUUGUCAUAUCAACAUCGUAUAUCAGCAUYGGUUUAAAGAUAAGACAGAAAAACCCUAGWGCGCAGAAUCAGAACCAAGCGUCACGUGAAAAGAAACUCGCUGUCACGCUGCUGAUUGUCACGCUGGCAUCUCUCUUGACSUGGAUUCCGUUACAGUGCUUCKUGUUUGUGCUCUAUAUGUGCAAAACCUGUCCUUUUCCACAUUUCAAUGUCCUGUUUAUAAUGAAGUUYCUCCAGUUUUGUAACUCGGGCAUCAAUGUUUUCAUUUACAUUAUAAGRAUGCCCGAGUUUCGAAAAGCAUUCCUGGUUUUCAUCUGUAACAAAGGCCAAAAUAAUGAACAAGAGUCAAAGACUGAGCUCUCAACUGUUCGAAGAGGCACAACUUCAGCAAUCGAAAGUCAAGCCAACAGUAUCUUGAGGAACCAGAGCAGCCCCAAUGCACAUGCGCAGGAGGAAAGGCAAAGUGUUCCCACAUUGAAUAGCAGAUUGAAAAUGGCAAAGAAAGGCGACGAUUUUUUUCCAAUGAGGAACCACAACAAGGAUUUCAAAAGUGGCUUUAGUAACGUUGGAUUCUCCGGUGACAUUAAUGACACAAAAUUGUAAUUUUAGAAUAAUGACAAGGAACAAAAAAAAUAGUUUGUCAUCAAUGUAAUUGCGAAUAGUAGAAAUAAGAUAUAUUUCUAACCAAGUAAUUUUUAAACCGAUAUUAACUUUGCCAUAUGGAUUUGAACUGUUCUUGACAUAACUAAACUAAUUACAUCAAACCAAUGUAAUAGGAUUCAUUGAAAUUAGAUUUUAAACUUCAUUUUCAAUUAAAACAAGGGCAGCAGUUAGUCUUAGUGUAUGUGCACUGUUAGAAGCCAAUAUAUUAAUUUCCCUUGUUCCCCAAGUGGAAGCCUGCCAGACCAGAAUGGCAUGAAAUUAAAGAAUACUACUUUGAUGUCA